Arabis nemorensis is the source of this 651-nucleotide messenger RNA. The record is from the annotation of a GenBank genome assembly. NCBI's taxonomy places the organism in Eukaryota, Viridiplantae, Streptophyta, Magnoliopsida, Brassicales, Brassicaceae.
AUGGUGUCGUCGAGGAAAUCGAGCAAGGAGAAGCAGCCGAGGAGCGAUGGCGUCAAUAACACCGGUGGUCGGAGUAAACGCAGCUCCGGUGCCAACACGAAGAAGAAGACGCUGAAUAAGGUGAACUCCGGUGGCAAUGUGAAGAAGGAGCCAGAGGUUUACGAGAUCUCGGAAUCUUCGAGCAGCGACUCUGUGGAAGAACCAAGAUGCGAUAUGCCGGAGAAAAGUAACGGCGUCGUCGUGAGCAAGGGACGUAACGGUAAGGGAGUCGCGAUUCCGGCGAAGAGGAGGAAAAAUGGGGAAGAGGACGAUGGCGGUGAUGUAACCGGAGGCGUUGAAGACGCUAAAACGUUUAGGUUUCCGAUGAAUCGGAUUCGACGGAUCAUGAGAACCGAUAAUUCUGCUCCUCAGAUUAUGCAGGACGCUGUUUUUCUUGUCAACAAAGCCACGGAAAUGUUCAUUGAGCGGUUUUCUGAAGAAGCAUAUGAAAGUUCCGUCCUGGACAAAAAGAAAUUCAUCCACUACAAGCACCUCUCAUCUGUAGUGAGUAACGAGGAGCGGUACGAGUUCCUUGCAGAUUGUGUUCCUGAGAAACUAAAAGGAGAGGUCGCGUUGGAGGAAUGGGAAAAAGCCAUGACAGAUGCAGUCUGA